Sinocyclocheilus rhinocerous is the source of this 443-nucleotide messenger RNA. RefSeq names its product cytochrome c oxidase assembly factor 4 homolog, mitochondrial-like. Gene Ontology annotation, cellular component: mitochondrial intermembrane space. Gene Ontology annotation, biological process: mitochondrial respiratory chain complex IV assembly. The transcript is spliced from 2 exons. NCBI's taxonomy places the organism in Eukaryota, Metazoa, Chordata, Actinopteri, Cypriniformes, Cyprinidae. The record is from RefSeq and is a predicted model, not a curated record. Bases 149 to 400 code for a protein of 83 amino acids.
GGUAAGAAAUGUUUACGUUAAAAGUUAUGAAACCUUCCUGAAGCUCUUGAAAUCUUAACAAACUGCAAAGGCAAGUUUAUUUAAUAUCAGAGUUUUGCUACACCAACACGAGCGUGAAAGACAAUCUGAAUACUGAUUGUACGAGAGGAUGACAUCGACUCCUUCAUCCCCUCACAACCGGAGCAGGAGUGAGGAUGAGGAUGAUCCAGUGGACGGGAUGAUCUCCAGGACAGGCUGUGCUGAGCUGCACUACGCUCUUCAGGACUGUAUGGCUGAGCAUCAGGACUGGAGGAAGUGUCAGACUGAGGUUCAGAAGUUUAAGGAGUGCAUGAACACCUACCAGAAUACUCGCAAAGAGCAGCUCCUGAAGCAAAGGACUUCCGCCACACAAUCUGCCUGACACACAGACCUCUGAUACAGUGCUGCACAAUAAAACAUCCCUC